GCAAACGCAAAUGUCAUAUUGUACACGGCCCAAGUACUUUACAAGGAAAGGUGGAGUUGAAGGAGAAGGGAGAGCAUCUUGGUGUUUUUUUUACGGGGGAUCUAACGACGGCAAAACCAUUUUUGUGUAAAAUGGGAGACGAAUCUGAAAAGAGGUUUCAAGCAGUAAUGGAUAAGCUGUUUCAAGCUACCCCCAAUCCCAAACCUAAUACUGGCGACACCAGUAACUAUGGAGUUCAAUCAAUGAGAGGCAAGAAACGCAUGAAUUCAUCAUCUCCAUUCACGUUAACCGAAAUGAAAUUGAAAGGCAAUGUGGGUGAGGAAUUGCAAAACUCAGCUUCUGGUUCAGCUGAAACAGCUCAAGCUCCACGGUGCAGGCCAUGGGAUCGGGGUGAUUUGUUAAGGAGGUUGGCUACUUUCAAGUCCAUGACGUGGUUCGCCAGGCCACAGGUGGUGAGUCCUGUGAAUUGUGCUCGGAGGGGUUGGAUUAAUGUUGAUAUUGACACCAUUGCCUGUGAAUCAUGUGGGGCACGUCUCCUUUUUUCCACUCCUUCAGCUUGGGCUCAGCAACAAGUUGAAAAAGCAGCUAUGGUAUUUAGCUUGAAGCUGGAAACUGGGCAUAAACUACUUUGCCCAUGGCUUAACAAUUCAUGCAGCGAAGAACUUGCACAGUUUCCACCUACACCAAGGGCUGUUUUGAUUGAGGAUUACAAGAAACGCUGUUCUUCUUUAUUUCAGCUUUCAGCUCUUCCAGUGAUUUCGCCUGUAGCAGUUGAUAAUAUGAGAAGCCCUCAACUGGAGAUAUUCUUAAGAGAAUUUUCGUCUGAUGAGUGUAAUGUAUCUGCUGAGACUUCUGGGACAGAACACCUCGGAAACAAACCUGACUCAGUUUCUUGCAUCUUAUAUUAUCAGGCACAGAAGCUUAUAAGUUUAUGUGGCUGGGAACCUCAUGUAUUACCUUAUAUAGUUGACUGCAAGGGCGGACAAAAUCAAUCCAUCAAAGAUGCCAAUUUUGCUGCUUUUAACAGACAAAAUCAAAGAAUUAGUGUUUAUUCUUUGUGUCCUGAUGGUAAUGUGAAGGCAAAUGAGGACAGCGAGGCUUCUGGUAACUUGCAGCUUGAUCCUAAUUCUGUUGUUCUGGAUUGCAAGCUGUGCGGAGCUAGUGUUGGAUUGUGGGCUUUCUCUACAGCCCCACGCCCUGUAGAAUAUUUAAAAUUAGUAGGAUUUACCGAAGUUAUUGGGAGAAAUCACUCUGCCCAUGAGGAGAGCAGUGAACCUGGAAGUUCUUUGGGCAGUGAGAUUAAUGCUGAAAGUAGUGAGGGUGUAGUAAAUGCUGUUACAACUGUCUCCACAUCACUAAAUCAAAGAUCGUCAAACUUUAGUUUCACAAUUGCUGGUGGCCCUCCACCAACGAAGCAGAAUUAUAGAGCAAUGAUAUCUUUGCCUGUCAUUGGACAGAGUUUGAGGGCAAGAAUUUCAGCUGAGUCUGUGCAUGAAGAUCGUGUAAUUGAUAAGAGUUUGUUGCAACCAGGAGCAAACCAAGAUAUGUCGCCAGUGGACAAAAAUAUCGACAAGGAAACUUCUUUAACAAGUAAAUCAGAUUUGAUCACAGAAAACUCAGUAGUAGUACCUCAAACAGUUGCAGAAGUUGCUGUUGUAGAUGAAAACUUGCCCAAUAAUGGAACCGUCAGUGAUUCUGCAGUUGGUGAUGAUAGGCCUCAUGUAGGAGAAUUUUCUUGCUCUACCCCAGAGGAUAAUGUUGCAAGUAGAAAUGGUGAAGCUGGUGAGACUAAUUUAGAAAUUCUGGCUGAAGACAGGGGACUAGUGCCAAUCGUGCUGCCUGUAAAACAUAAAAGUGCAUCCUGUGGCAUAAGUGAAUAUCAAGAACUGCCAUCAUUUGACAAAGCAAUGGAGUUCAAUCCAAUCAAGCAGCACAGGCAUUUUUGCCCCUGGAUUAUGUCAAGUGAAAAUUCUGUUCCUGGAUGGCUGCAAACACUCUCUGCUUUACAAGGUCACUCCUUGUGCAACAGUGCAACUUUGUCUUCCUUGAUUCAGGUAAAAUGAAAAUUUUACAUCUUGGUUUCUUAGACUAGUACCAUUUUUGGAGAAAAUGGAGAAAUAUAGAGGAGCUCAUGUUUAAAAUUACUUAAGAAAUGAAUGCAAGAAUUAAAGGUUCCAUCCAAGCUGCAGUCUCUAGAGCAAACCUUAAUCCUUUACACUGCUCUGGGAUAGACUGUUAAGUUCAAACGGUUAAUUAGUUAUAUUAUAAUAUAAACCUAGAAAAACAAUUACCGGAAAUUUUCGUCACUAUAAAAUUGUAGUAUGGAAAAUAUCUGCUACUUAAAUUUUGUAAUUUUUUAUGAUAAUCUCUUUCAAUUAUUAUCAAAUGCAAUAGGGUGCUAGUUGACUUCCACGUUAAAGGUUAAUUGCUAUCUAGUUCCUACAUCUAUAUUAAGUGGCCCAACUUUUAUGAAGUAAUACCAACUUUACACGGAUUCAAGAGAUUGCUAAUAAGUUCAUGUUCUGAGGUGCAUUGUCUA
Molecule: messenger RNA, 2539 nt
Organism: Olea europaea var. sylvestris
Lineage: Eukaryota; Viridiplantae; Streptophyta; Magnoliopsida; Lamiales; Oleaceae
Exons: 6
Coding region: 132-2063 (643 amino acids)
Cellular component (GO): nucleus
Molecular function (GO): zinc ion binding
Source: RefSeq, a predicted model, not a curated record